CGCAGCAAUGGAUGGCGCAAGUGGGGGCUGCACGCGCCCACGGCUCGCCUUCUCUCGCGUUAAGUCACACCGUAGGACAGGGGAGCGGACGGAGACUGGCAGCGACAGCACACGGGGCAAAGGGAAAGAGGAUAUAAAAGUGUUGAAGAGGUCCCCACCUGGGAGCAGAAGUGCCGCCUGAACAACAUUUAUCUGCUAGGAUCUGGACGCGUUGGACACACUCAUGUCCUCAAACACAAACUGCUAAAUCCAAGGAGCUAAAAAAAGAAAAAGCCAACUGCUGGCUCCAGCAAGUGGACAGAUUUUAAAGUAAAAACACGGCUGGACAGGGGGAGGGUUGUAUGGGUGCCAAAUCCCCAUCCAAGACUCACCGCAUCUCCUCGAUCUACGGCCUCCUUCCUCUUCCUCCCUCCUCUUCCUCCCUCCAUUGCCUCCUCCACCUCAGCUCUUCUCUCAUUCCACCUCGUUCUCUCUCAUGGGAGUGACAUAGAGGCCGUCGUUUGGUCUACUGCGCCGCCCCUUCCCCGCCUCGCCGUGGAAACGGGGGGGUCCAGGUAGUAAUGUCGUGGAAGAGGAACUACUUUGCAUCGGGUGGCGGUGGCGGAGCAGUAGGAGGGGUGCAGGGGCUGGUGACCCCGAGAACCAUGACCUCUAUUGCACCAAGCAAAGGCCUGAGCAACGAACCCGGACAGAACAGCUGCUUCCUCAACAGCGCUCUGCAGGUUCUGUGGCAUCUCGACAUCUUCCGCAGAAGCUUCCGACAGCUGACCACACACAAGUGCAUGGAGGACUCGUGUAUCUUUUGUGCUUUAAAGAGUAUCUUUGCUCAGUUCCAGUUCAGCAGUGAGCGUGUACUUCCAUCAGAUGCACUGCGGAGCGCUCUGGCCAAGACUUUCCAAGACGAACAACGCUUUCAGCUGGGCAUCAUGGACGACGCUGCCGAGUGCUUUGAGAAUCUCCUGAUGCGUAUCCACUUCCACAUCAGUGCAGAGAGCAGAGAGGACAUCUGCACAGCCAAACACUGUAUACCACACCAGAAGUUUGCCAUGACUCUGUUCGAACAGUGUGUGUGUAACAGCUGUGGAGCCACAUCGGACCCCUUGCCCUUCAUUCAGAUGGUUCAUUACAUCUCCACUACAUCCCUCUGCAACCAGGCGGUGAGGAUGCUGGAGUGCAGAGAGAAAGCUACACCGGACAUGUUCGGAGAGCUGCUCCGCAACGCCAGCAACAUGGGAGACCUGCGCAACUGUCCUAGUAACUGUGGGGAGGUGCUGCGUAUCCGCCGGGUGCUGAUGAACUCUCCAGAGAUCGUGUCCAUCGGCCUGGUGUGGGACUCGGACCACUCUGACCUGGCGGAGGACGUCAUACACAGCCUGGGAACCUGCCUGCGUCUGGGAGAUUUGUUCUACCGUGUGACAGAGGAGAGGGCUCGCCAGGCGGAGCUCUACUUGGUGGGCAUGGUGUGCUACUACGGCAAGCACUACUCCACCUUUUUCUUCCAGACCAAGAUACGCAAGUGGAUGUACUUCGACGACGCCCAAGUCAAAGAGAUCGGCCCUAAGUGGAAGGACGUGGUGUCUCGCUGUAUCAAAGGCCACUAUCAGCCCCUGCUGCUGCUCUACGCUGACCCCCGUGGGACGCCGGUGAUACUGCAGGAGAGCUCCAACCCCUGUACCAGCUCCAAUCCACAGCUGGAGCUCCAGCACUGCAGCAGCAAGGCCGGUUACGACAGCGAAGACUCUGGUCGGGAGCCGUCUAUAUCCAGCGACACUCGUACUGACUCUUCCACUGACAGCUCGAGUCACCGCGCCACCCGCAGCCGAUCCCUCCACCAGUCCACGGGAAGCCACCUCUCCAGCGAGUCCCAGACCACGGUGGUGUGUAAUUACGACAUCGGCACACCGCAGCACGGUGCCGACGCUGGAGAGUCAGCAGUGGAGGGUCCUCCCCGCCCUUCCUCUCCUCCUCUGCAGGAGUACAAGGAGACGGCCGUCUUCCUCCUCUCCUCCCGCCGGCCACUCACCUCCUCCUCAUCCUCGUCUCGUCCCCUGUCCUCCUCCUCUUCGUCAGGAGUCGGGGGCUGUGAGGGCGGGGUUGGGGGCCCCCACUGGGAGGAUGAAAGCACCAGCAGUGAGAGCAAGUCCAGUUCUUCUGGAGGCCGCUACAGGCCGACCUGGAGGCCCAGGAGAGAGGCCCUGAACAUCGAUAGCAUCUUCACCCGACCGAGAGGCCCCUCUCUGGGCUACAACACCCUGCCUGGUCCCUCUCGGCCUCCGGAGCCGCACAGCGUCUUUCCCUUGGCAGGCCCUGCUCCCCCCACACCGCCAGGACUGCAGGAGGCUGAAGGGAGGGAGGUUGGGGAGUAUGAGGCAGGGUUUGGGCUGGUCGGACAGCCCAGGUCUCUGGGCGGCGGGCGGACAAUGGGUCCUCCUCCCCCUCCGCCUCUGAGAGGGGUGGAACACCAACCGCGUCUGAUCCAGAGGAUGGAGAGUGGCUACGAGAGCAGUGAAAGAAACAGCAGCAGCCCCGAUAGGGAGGUGGGGCAACAGAAACGGGUACUGAUGUCAGGACCUUCUUGGCGUUCGGUGCCAAAGUCAAAGAGCAGCGGUGCCAUCCUGCAGGAGCUGCCCUCACCCAGCUGGGGCGGCGGCACCAACACAGGCGGCCGAGGGCGCAGUGAGCUGGACGAGCUGCAGGAGGAGGUGGCGAGGAGAGCCCGCCAACAGGAGCAGCUGAAGCGAAGGGAGGCGGAGCGAGAGAAGGCCAUGGGAUUCAACCCCAAACCCAGCAAAUUCAUGGACCUGGACCAGCUCCAACACCAGGCUGUGCUCAGACCCCUGCAUGAGGCUAACGCUCAUAGCGGAUUGGCUGUAGCUGCGUGCAUGAGGAGCACUGGGGGCCCAAUCAAACGCAGGCAGGAACAGGAAAUGGAACGGGAGACAGGAAGCGCCCGCCCACAGGGGCCUCGCAGUGGACAGCCUGGCCCGGUCCAAGUACUGCUGACGCCCAAUCAGGAGGAGGAAGAGGACCAGGCAACGCCCAACCAGGACGCUGCUCUGGGCCCGGGCCCGCCCCCUCCACCCUAUCGCCACGCUCCCCCUCGACCCGCGCUCACCCUCAGCAUCCCUCACCCUUGCGCCCCUUCCAGCCGAGGGGAGGAAGAGGAAGAGGAGGAGGAGUGUGGAUGCAUGGGGAGGAGAGGGUUGGAAGGCGAGGAUGGGAGGGUGGGGACGGGGGUGAGGCUGUGCGAGUUGCUGCAGGCAGGGGGGGUGAGUGUCAGACCCCUGGGGAAGCACUUAGCUAUCUCUCUGCCCUCGCUUCCUCUGCGUCUCUGGGAUACACACACCAUACACACUGCACACUCCACACACCAUGAACACACACACUCACGUCCUCCUCCUCCGUCCUAUACUCCUGCACCAUCUUCCCCUCUGGAAGACUCCGAGCAAAGGAAACCUCCCUGGCAGCCCCCCGAGCUUCAGUCCCCCACCGGUGCGGCUCAUUGGCCGGGGCAAGAAGCCGCGGCUGACAGCGCCACACGUCAUUGGUCCUCCUGGAGUCUGGACCGUCCCGACGCCGUGGUGACUCCGUACGACACCCCCCCGGACCGCUGUGUCCCCAUCAGGCCGCAGACCACCAGCCAGCAACACAGCUACAGUUGCCAGUCCUCUCCAGGGCACUACAGCUCCCAGCAUGCCCCAGGGCAACAGAGUGAUCACCGCUGUGACCGCGAAGAGGCUGAGCUGUCUGAGCUUGACUCCCUUUACCAAGCCAGUCUGCAGGCUGGAAGGACAGGGUGCAGUCCAUCAGAGAGGCUAAUAUCAAGGGUGGGGGGGCAGGGGCGCUCCAAGACCCCCAACGCAGACAUGGAGAGGAGUGUGUAUGGGGCAGACAGCACCAGCACCCCCACCUACCUCAACAAGCCAAUGACGUUGCGGGAUCUGCGUUUGGGGGCGGGGCCUGAUGAUGGGGAGAACCUGAGACGAAUUGGACGGAGCCUGAGCGGCACCGUAGUGACCUCGCGCCGCGGCCGCCUGACUGCAACCCGCAGCUUUGAGCUAACAGGGAGUACAGGGAGUUUCUGGCUGUGUCUGACGGGGGUCAAGGUGUCUUCUGACCGGAGUCCCACUCUGCUUCACUAACGUCUCACAGUGUGGGGGGGCAGCAGCCAUGACGGACCUAGAAUUGGCUCCGGAGGAUCUACUCCUAUUAUGUUCCUCCUUCUCCUCCCUUAAACAACAUGCACGCACACAUGCACAUCUGCACUGACGUAGAGCCUCCCUCAGCGCCUGCAGCACCCUGCUUACCUCCCCCUACUCCCCCCCUCCCCUUUCUUGACCUACUAUUCUGUCUAUGCAGUCACUCUGACCCCCAAACUACAGCCUCAACCUUCCCACCUACUUCCCGGGACUCUUGUUUCUCCCCCCAGAGAGGUUUCUCUGUGCGAGCGUAAAUUCACCCCCUUCAUCCUAAAGGAACCUCAGCUCAGGGGGGAGACCCCUACUAAGUAGCCACGUCUCUUCCUCUUUCUUCACGGGCAUUUCCUGUUGGACGCACACAUAGCCGAACUGGGUCUGUUUUUAGAUGGACUGCCAUACUUUUUUCCUUUUUCUUUUCGUUAGUUUACAGUAAACCCGCCCAGAGACUGAACUCACUAAUAACAAAAAGUCAUGUACAGACUUAUGAAACCUGUAUAUUAAUUAAUAAGACCUUAUGGAAUGUUGAUAAUGAUAAUUAACGAAUAUUGAUAAAUUUAAAGUGGUACUUCCUCAUGUCUGCUUUUCAAAUAGGAGUGGAGUGCACUUCACAAGUGUCUAGCUGGAGAUUCCGCCGCCCCCUAAACCUGCUCGCUGACCUAAAUGACAGCUCUCCCGUUUCUACCGGGAGAUUAAACAAGAAAAGCGCUUCUUUUUUUUCUCUUCUUUCCUUUCUUUCUUGCUGUCUUUGAUUCACGCUUGUUCCUUUUCUUCCAAAACCGGAAACAGUAGCACCAGAAAUUGGACACAGGGGAGGAAAGUCGAGAAGGAAUGAGAGUAUGUACAUUAGGAGACCCUUCUCUUGAGUAUUUAUCAGUGAAAACAUUGAUUGACUUAAGUGCGCUUUACAAGGUUACAUGGCAGAAGUGCACUUUCCGAAAGCUAUUUGACUGAAAAGCAGCUCGAUGGCAGUUAUUUUACUUAAAGGCCUCAGGUGAAUUUCAGUGGCACUUACAGAUUCACACUAUUGUUUUCCCCUCCCACUGAAACUUGUUUGAGACCUCAGAUGUUAAUAGGAAAUGCUCAUCUUCAGCCUCAGACAGUGACAUGUCUAAUAUGAAUAUGCUUUAUAUGAUAUAUAUGUAUUAGAGGUAUAUUUUCGGCCAGUGAGCUAUCUUCUUCAGAGAUGUCAACCAUUCCUCAGUUGUAUGAACAGUUAUAACUUCAUUCACCCCCUUUACUGAGGAGCGUUCUGACAUGUGUAGAGUACAUUUAUUAUAUGCUUUAUUCUAUUUAAUAAUAUAUACAAAUAACAAAGUCCUUAUACAACAACUGGCCAAUGUAAAGUUCUUUUAGAAUUUACUGAUGUUGAUUGAUCGUUGUAACUAAACCAAAGGUUGGCACUUAACUCAGAGAGCGUAUUUAACAUUGCUGUUUUUAUUUUCAUUUAGAUUUUGUUGUUGUUUUUGUUAGUUUUUUUGGGUUUCUGGAUUUGGGAGAAUGUAGCCAAUUGUAGCGCAUGAGUCCGCUAUGCAAAUCAACCUUCCCUCACGAUCCUGUAUCGGAGACAGCCAGGAGGCAGACACACCCACCCACGGGCGCCCUCAUGGACUCUGGCAGAGACACGGAGGGGUGGAGGAGAUUUCAUGUUCAAUGCUGCUGGUGAACUUUGUUGUUCUGCAUCUAACUGCUAUGUUUCAACCUAUGGAAUGCAAAAAGAGAGCAACAAGGAGGUAGUGGGGAGCAAAAAAAAAAAAUGGAGAAAGAGCGAAUGAAUGUAAACUAAAGGAUGAAAGUGUGUGUUUGUGAAUAGUGUGAGGGUGAGAGACACGAGAGGUUCUGAGAGUGAAGAGUUUACCACUGCAGGUACAUUGUAUGUGGGUGUGUGUAGAUUGUGUGUGUCAGUUCUGGGGUGGUGUUGCUCGGGGAAAGAGGGAACCUGUAUUUUUGCAAUAAAGUUAUUACCAAUGCACUCCCACAGGGGGCGUAACCACCGUAAAA
Molecule: messenger RNA, 6197 nt
Organism: Notothenia coriiceps (black rockcod)
Lineage: Eukaryota; Metazoa; Chordata; Actinopteri; Perciformes; Nototheniidae
Gene: usp54b
Product: ubiquitin specific peptidase 54b
Exons: 20
Coding region: 561-4142 (1193 amino acids)
Biological process (GO): protein deubiquitination
Molecular function (GO): cysteine-type deubiquitinase activity
Source: RefSeq, a predicted model, not a curated record